Episyrphus balteatus (marmalade hoverfly) is the source of this 1057-nucleotide messenger RNA. RefSeq names its product protein zerknuellt 2-like. Gene Ontology annotation, cellular component: nucleus. Gene Ontology annotation, molecular function: RNA polymerase II cis-regulatory region sequence-specific DNA binding; DNA-binding transcription factor activity, RNA polymerase II-specific. The record is from RefSeq and is a predicted model, not a curated record. Bases 6 to 1001 code for a protein of 331 amino acids. Lineage: Eukaryota; Metazoa; Arthropoda; Insecta; Diptera; Syrphidae. Gene Ontology annotation, biological process: regulation of transcription by RNA polymerase II. The transcript is spliced from 2 exons.
UUACCAUGAUGUCAUUCAAGCAAGAAUUUUUAAACUACCCAAGAUCAUCACCACCACCAUACUCGGCUCAUUUCGAAAUGAUGAAUUGCAAUUUUGAACCAACAACUGUGAUUGUGAAGAAAUCCGAGUCACCCUCACCGACUAAGGAAAAGUGCAAGCGAGCAAGAACUGCAUUCAGCAGCAAUCAAUUGAUUCAGCUCGAGAGGGAAUUCCAUACCAACAAGUACCUGUGUCGUCCACGAAGAAUCGAGAUUUCUCAACGUCUUGAACUCUCCGAAAGACAAGUGAAAAUUUGGUUCCAAAAUCGUCGCAUGAAGAGCAAGAAAGAUGCUGCUCGAGGCAUCACCGAUUACAUCAAGUUCCGACCAAGUUCGGAUUCUGGAUCAAGUCGUGGAAAUUCAGCACCAGUUUCACCACAGCAUCAGAACUUUGGAAGUCCAAAUAUUAAGAUCGAAGCUCAGAGUGAUGAUAAGAGUCAUGAUGGAAUUGUACAAAGACUUUUGCAGUACAGUCCACAGCGUGAACUUUCAACUCAUCAAGUUGUAACCCCAGUACAAGUUCAACACCAGGCACAACAUCAACAACAACCUAUGCAGACUACCAACUAUCAAACAGUCAACGUAAAUGAUAACAUGGAAGUUCCACGAUACAUUAAUCCUUAUCAAAUGCAUAGCAACUAUCCAUCAGCACCUGUAUCCCAUCAGCAUCAAAGCAACCAUAUAAAUGCUGGAAAUAACUUUGUCUCCCAGAAUUAUGCCACCCCAACCUCUAACGAUUUUCCUUCAAGCGAUAGAUUGAACAAUGUCUUCGAUCAAUUUAUUCCAAAUUUCUUAGACUUUGCAAUGGGCAGUGAUUUGACUUAUGAACCUGCGCAGGCGUACGAUAACAACAAUAGCUGCGAUCUUUCACCAAAUUCAGCAAGUGACGAAAGCUGGGCUUCGAGUUUUUCCGCACUACCAUCUGAUAUUGACUUAACAGCUCACCGAUUGUUAGAAUUGUAAAACUUUAGUAAAAUAUUAUUUUUGUUGAUAUUGUAAAUAAAAUAAGUUUUAAAAAA